Rhododendron vialii is the source of this 2350-nucleotide messenger RNA. Its product is annotated as protein argonaute 4B-like. NCBI's taxonomy places the organism in Eukaryota, Viridiplantae, Streptophyta, Magnoliopsida, Ericales, Ericaceae. Gene Ontology annotation, molecular function: nucleic acid binding. Bases 220 to 639 code for a protein of 139 amino acids. Gene Ontology annotation, biological process: regulatory ncRNA-mediated post-transcriptional gene silencing. The record is from RefSeq and is a predicted model, not a curated record. The transcript is spliced from 6 exons. Gene Ontology annotation, cellular component: cytoplasm.
AUCUGUUGAAGGUUCUCCCUCUAUGCCCUUGAUAUCUAAGGUUCCUACCAUGAUUAUUGGGAUGGAAGUAUCAUAUGGCUCUCCUGGCCAGUCUGAUGUACCAUCGAUUCCAGCGGUCUUCAGCUCCAGGAACUGGCCAUUCAUUUCACGUUAUCAGGACCCAGUCACCCAAAGUUGGGAUGAUAGAUUCACUUUAUAAGCGUGUUUCUGACACUGAAGAUGAUGGCAUUUCUUAGGGAGGCUUUACUGGAGUUUUACGUGAGUUCAGGCAAAAGGAAGCCUGAUCAAAUUAUUAUAUUCAGGGAUGGAGGCAGCGAGUCGCAGUUCAAUCAAGUUCUAAACAUUGAACUGGAUCAAAUUAUUGAGGCCUGCAAGUGUCUGGAUGAGAAAUGGUCACCGAAGUUUGUGGUGAUUGUUGCACAAAAAAAUCAUCAUACAAAGUUUUUCCAACCUGGAUCGCCCGAUAAUGUCCCACCUGGUACGGUAAUUGACAACAAAGUAUGUCAUCCCCGGGGCAAUGAUUUUUACCUAUGUGCACAUGCUGGAAUGAUUGUGAGUAUUACCAUAGACUUGCGGCAUUUAGUUUUAGUUUUUUUUUCCCUUCCUGAAAAUAGACUUCGAUUCAAACUUGACUGGUAGCUUUUGACAUGUUUCUGGUCACUUAUGUUCUUUCAUUUUUGUUUGAAUUCUACUUUUCGACAUGUUGAAUUGUUGAUUAGCGAGUGCCCAAUGAAUAAUCUGAGAUGACAUGAGCCUUGUCCACUGUUUUUUCUAGCAAUCCUGAACUUGUGAAGUUGUGUUCGAAAUUUAGGACCUGCCUCUUGUAGUUUGUGACUACUUCAAUAUAUGUGUGAUGCUAUAUUUCUGGACGUGACCAAUCCGGUUUGUCAUGUUUGGGAAUUCUGGACAUCUUUCCUUUUCCCAUGCCAUGGAUCUUUACAAGGGGGAGAUGCUUAACUCAUGCCCUUGGACCAACUGGACAGAUGGGGAGCAACCGAACAAACUAAUUAUUCUUAGUUGGACGGUAAAUUGGGCAAAAGUGUGAAUGUGGGCUCUCAUUAUUCUGAGAGCUUCUAUAUGCCUGCGUGAAAAUUAAGAAGGAAGAAAUUAGCAGUAGCUGAAAUCUUUCUUUAACAAUCGAUUUCAAUUUUCAAACCAUCUGCUCUGGGUGAUCAUUUUUUACUAUGCUUUGAACAAUACAAUCAUUUUCGGUACUAAUCUGACAUUUCUGAUUAGUAGCCUGGUUUCAAACCUUAACGAGCUUCAAAAAAAUGUUCAAGCUUUGGUUUGUUUAUGUACCAAAUUGAUCUUGAACAAGCUUUUAAUGAUCAAACAUGAGCUCAUUUAGCAGCCCAAAUUCCAAACCAUCCGCUCUGGUGAUCAAUACUUUUUUUUUCUUUUUCACUAUGCUCUGAACAGCACAACCAUUUUCGGUACUAAUCUUGAUACCUUAUCAUCAGGAAGAGUUUGUACUUGUCAAUUAAAGUUCUGGCGAAAAAUGUUUGGAAUCAAUUUUCAAUUUCUAUUGCAAUAUGGACUUUUCUGCUUGUGCAGUUUGUUUAAAUCUUUUCAUGGAUUUGGGGCUGGGGUUGUUUAUUAGUGGUGAUUUGGUGUUGGUAGGAAUAGUACUGAUAGGUUUGCUUUAAAGAGUGCUGGCUGCUGGUCACUUUACUAGGCUAAGGCGGAGAAUAAUAAUGUGUGUGUGCGCGCUUGUGAAGUACAGGUUUUGAGAUUAAAUAAUAAUGCUUUUUUUGUUUUUGAGAAAAAUAAUGACGUUUAUGCAUCAACAUUCUGUUGUUCCACUAUUUCUUUAACAACUUUGUUCUAAUUCUACUGAUUUAAGAAAUAAGAUAUCUGAUCUUUUAUCCCAUCCUGGACUUCCUUCUCUGUGUUGGCAGUUGCUCAGAUAUGUUACGCUCACUUGGCGGCCUCUCAGGUGGGAACUCUAACGAAGUUCGAAGAAUUCUCAGAGACAUCCUCAAGCCAUGGGGGGUUGACUUCUGCGGGGCCUGCACCUGUGCCUCAGUGGCCUAAACUUCAAGCCACUGUGUGCAAUUCAAUGUUCUUUUGUUAAUGCUGGAAAAUCCCUAAAAAAACUCUUCUACCUUACGCAAAAUGACAGGUUAGACAAGUGGUUUGUUGUAUUAUUGUACAUAUCUAUCCAUCCAGCUAGCUUUUGGUGAGCAACUAACUUAGAUAUUGUUAGGUUGUAGCAAGUCUUAUUAGGUUUAUCUGUAUUACCCUGCCAUGCACUUUUUUGGUUUGGAUUAUGCUCUGGGUAUCUGUGAAUGUAUGUUUUCCCCGACUAGUAAAUGGUUUUAAGUAUGAAGUUUCGGAUGGCAUUGGGCUA